AGUAAGCAGUUGGUGGUUAGUGAUUGGUUGAGGUCUAAGUCAGGUUUUGAAGUUGGUUGUUUGUUGGAAACUAAGGUGAAGGAAGGUAGAGUUCCUUUGACUGUUAAAAAAGUUUUUGGUAAUUGGAGUGUUGUUUCAAACUAUGAGUUUAGUAGAUUGGGUCGGAUCUGGGUGGUCUGGAGCAACAAAGUGAAGCUGCAGGUACUGAUAAGCUCAUAAGAGUAUAUGAGAGGCAAAAGAGAACACGUGCAAGUGGUAAUGCACGUGAGAAGGAAGCUUGAGUGAAGAAGAAGUUAUCUCUAAGUCGUAACAAACUUUAGAGAGUAUAAAUAGUUAGGAGAGUCUAUUGUAAAGACUCAUCAUGCGUGAUUAGAAUUGUGUGAGUUUGUUAGAUCAGAGCUGCGACUUUGUUACAGUGUGAUAGGUGAUUGGGAACUGUAACUCAGUCCUUAUCAAAUGGUGCGUUCGUGUGCUCGGAUCGUCUCUAACGCCAUGGAUCUCGUUGCAAUUCUAGUUUUCACAGGUGCAAGAUCUGAUUUGCGUUCUUGGCUUGAUUGGAUGGAGAAUCAUUUUGCGUUGGGAGCUUACACAGAAUUUGAGAAAUUGCAUCUUGCACAUGGCUUCAUUGAAGGCGAUGCAAACGAUUUUUUUCAAGAUGUAGAAGCGGUGAGUCCUUACCAGAGUUGGAUCGCGAUGAAGGAAUCAUUGUUGUGUGCUUUUGGUUCCGAUGACGAUCCUGAGAGAAUCGCCUUUGAAUUGGAGCGAGAAUGACGAUGGGAGGAGUUCCAACACUCGUUUCAGAAGAAGCGAUCAUCUCGACAACAAUGUUCUGAGCAUAACCAACCGAUUUCAGUGACGCGAGCUCAUAUUCAUCUGGAAAUCACCGAUGAUUCGAUGAAUCACGUUGCUGCAAUCUCUGGUGAGAAGAAAGGAUCGUCGAAGGUGUUAGAUAUUUGUGUUAAACCGAUUGGUUCAGAGCUAAAAUCGAUUCUAGAAACGCUACCGCAGGACGUAACGCUAUUGCAAGACGCGUUAUUCUUGGAAAGCAACUUGGCUGCAGAUGCGAUAUUGAUUAGUAAUGUUUCUGAUCCUGAGAAAUUGGGAAACAAUGAUCUCAGGGAAGUCAAUUUAGCAGAUGUGGUCACGAACGUGAGUAUGGAGAAGACUUCAAUCCAGAAUGACGGAGCUACUCACGAGGACUCGAUUACACAAUUAUCUCACCAGAUUGUGGCGUUUUCACAUCUUCAAGUACCAAUCUCUACUUUGGAACCCAGCCAUAGAAGUCGAAGUGAUUAUCUAGGUGUUCUUGAGCGUUUUCCAUCUGCUAGUAUGAGGAAAACUAGUGCUCAGUCACUAUAUGGUCUUGAAUGUGUCGAUGGCAAGCAACAUACACACCAUGUGUUCGAUGGAUUGUGUGUGAGAAGCAAAAGAUUAAAUCAACAGAGGAAGUUGAGUUUGUCUCCCAAAACCUGGAUGUUUAAGUUCAGAACCAGAAAUCUGCAACACAAUAUGAGAAUGGGAAUGAGGAACAAGUCACACAUGUCAAGGUUGAGAUUCAAACGGAUGUUGAGAUGGGAUUCACAAGGCAUCCCACAGCUUCUUUGUGGAGGAUUACAUACACUUGUGGCUCUAGAUGACGCUAAUAUGCUGCUUGGAGCAGAAGUUGCAGAGAGCUUUAAUAAGUCUACUCGUGUAGCAGAUUGUUUUGGACAAGCUUCUAUUUCUUGUCCUCCCUCACAUGGAUUGGCGAGUGGUCUCUACUGCAAAUUUUUUUAUGGUGGCAUCAUAUUUGCUGGUUUCAUUGUUGCGUCUGCGAGUUGGCUGGGACUUAUUUGUGUGUGGGCUGAUUUUAUGCUGCAUAACAGUGGAGUGAUUUCGGCAAAGUUACCAGUAACUUUUCAAGGGAGAGAUUUGACUGCAGACUCUGGGCUAAAGACUCUGUUAGAGAAGAUGUUUCAAGGGGACAGUGUUUGGGAAGCUUAUCCAAAGAUUGCUGAGACGUUGCACUUUCAACACAAACAUGGAUUGGAUCUUCAUGGCUCAUUAUGUGUCAAUCUCUGCAGAGGUUACCCAGCACUUGUGAACAAGAGUGUUUAUUUUUCUGUGUGGCAUUGUUGGAAACAGAAGAAACUGCAGAUCAUUAACUUCCUCUGGGGAGUUCGACAUAUUUUGCAGAAGCCAGCUACUCUCUCAUGUCUUGAAAUGGAGCAUACAAAGGCUGUUUCGUCAGGUGGGUCCAUCGAUUUAUCCAAAGCUCCUGGGCAUGGCGACAUAGAGAAAUGUCUGAUCUUAUCAGUGUUUGCUAUUGGCAAAUCACUCUGUUCUGUUUGGCACCGUUGGAAGAGCAAAAGAAAAGAAAAAAGAUGCAGCCAUAGUGCUUUGUCAGAGGAAACAGAGAAAGACUUUUGGGGGCUGCAAAAUCUUAUGCUCAAUGCCACUACAAGCUCUUGAGGAGUUGAUAGUUGAAGUCUUUCAGCUUGUUACUGACUUGUGUAGGAGAGUGCAGUUUCUGUCUUUGCAACUGGGCGUGCACUUCAAGACGAAUCUUCUUGCUGGCAUCGUUGGAGACUUGGUGAUCAAGUGAGUACAUCUUCUUCUCGACUGCAGAUAUUACAAGAGGCAAAGCAUCCUUCUCUGCUGCUGAUCAUAAAUUGCGCAGCAAGCCGUUUUGUUUUUCAAACGCUUGAGGGCAAGCGGCAUUUCAAAGGGGGGAGUAUUGAUAAGCUCAUAAGAGUAUAUGAGAGGCAAAAGAGAACACGUGCAAGUGGUAAUGCACGUGAGAAGGAAGCUUGAGUGAAGAAGAAGUUAUCUCUAAGUCGUAACAAACUUUAGAGAGUAUAAAUAGUUAGGAGAGUCUAUUGUAAAGACUCAUCAUGCGUGAUCAAAAUUGUGUGAGUUUGUUAGAUCAGAGCUGCGACUCUGUUACAGUGUGAUAGGUGAUUGGGAACUGUAACUCAGUCCUUAUCAGGUACUUUUUAAAAGUGGACAGUUGAUCACAUGUCUCAUUCAACUCCCAAGUCUCGAGGAGGAUUUUCUCUGUUCUUUUGUCUAUGCUUCUAAUCUUGUAGCAGACCGGAAAGAGUUAUGGCGAGAUAUCAAGCAUCAACAUGAUUCUUUGAUUUCCAGGGAGGGAUGAGACUCAGAGCAGAAGGUGAGGAAGCUGCAAAAGAGGAUGAGCAUAAAAUCCCAAACGGUAACGGCAUAGUGGAACCACGCAAACCUGUGGAGCAGAAGGGAUUCACAGGAGGUUGUUGCCAAGGUGGAAACGGAGUUUCAUGUUGCCAAGACCAAGCUCCAGAGCCAGUGAAGAAAGAAGAAGGAUGCAUGAAGCUAAACUGGUUGAGAUCGAUGGGGAAAGAAGAGGUUCUCUUGGGAGCAGCCUUUGACUUUAUGAAUGGAUAUACAAUUUAUACAUCAUUAUGGCAAAUACCGAAAUGGUAAUGUAAUAAGCCUUUGACUCGGUUUAGUUUGGUUAUCUUGUUAUAUUGACAUGGAUAUACAGUUUAUACAUCAAUAUUAUC
Camelina sativa (false flax) is the source of this 3521-nucleotide messenger RNA. Lineage: Eukaryota; Viridiplantae; Streptophyta; Magnoliopsida; Brassicales; Brassicaceae. The record is from RefSeq and is a predicted model, not a curated record.